AUGAUCCCCAAAUGGAGGAGGAGUGCCAGGCUCUCUAAGGUGACGAGAGUCUUCAAAGAUUUCGAGGGCUGCUGCGCCGCCUUGAUCAAAGGCCUCACAACCGUUGCAGAUUCAGCUGAGUUUUACUUGCAGUGCGAUCCUGCAGAUCUAGAGGGAGAUCAAGCUCUCUACGGGUUUCAUGAUGGGCACUGGAAAGUCAAAGUUCCUGAAGAAGAAAUGCCACCCAAACUUCCGGAACCCACAAUCAUCAUUGAAGUUCCCAAAGAUGAAAAGCUGUUUGAAGAAUGGCUAUCCAGCGUUGCUGCCUUCAGUGAUGCAUGGUUGCUUUUUGUGAUGUCCCACUAUGCUAAAAAUCUCAAGUUUAGCAAGGCUGAUAGGUCUAUUUGGUGGAAGAGUCAAGAGCCCGAGCACUCUUCUACAUUGACUUUCUUGGGACAGCUUUUCAGUAUGAUAAGCAAGCUUCCAACAGUACUUGAGGUUGUGAAGGAGGUGAAGCCAGCACCAGCAGUCCUGAAUAAUAGCAGCUGCCAUCCUGGCCCUAACUCUGAGAAUCAGAGAGAUUCAGAACCGCAUAGCGAGAGCCAUCUGGUGGCUGUUCAUCCGAAGCCUGAGGAUAAGGAUAGGUCGGCAUUGCAAGAAGAACGCAAAGAUGAACCUGGAGGAGACAGAUAUCAAGAGCAUCGAAAGGCAGAUCUUGAAACUCCAGCAGAUUCAAAGAAUAGGGAGGAUAGGCUGUUUGCUCAGAAUGAAGUUGAGAGGCUGCAGCAUCAGAUUUCCAUAAUCCGAUAA
This is a messenger RNA of Punica granatum (pomegranate), 789 nucleotides long. The record is from RefSeq and is a predicted model, not a curated record. Lineage: Eukaryota; Viridiplantae; Streptophyta; Magnoliopsida; Myrtales; Lythraceae.